AUGGAUACAGAUUCUCUUCAAGAUUACAUCGCCCAAGAGACUAGUGAUGAAGAGUUACCCGAGGUUACUGAACUGAAAAAGAGCAAGUUUUUGAGAGUUAUGCAAAAUGGUGGAGUUAUCACUGAAUAUCACAAGAAUAAGCGAGGAAAUUACACUGUCCACGUAAGAUUACCUUCGAAUGAUGUUGAAACCUACUCCAACAUCUCUCAGGAGUAUUUUGAUAAAUUCAAAACUGACGAAGCGAAAGAAAUACCUUCACCACAGCUUAAAAAAGAACGUUUCCGUAAUGAUUCAUUUGAAAAGGUUAUGAAAAAAGGUGGUCGCAUUGAGGAUUGUAUUAAAUUUCAAUCUUUUUCUGUUUUUGUCUUGAUGCCCGAGGGAAAUAUCGAACAAUUCGGAAACGUUUCUCAAGAAUUAGUUGAGAAGUACAAAGAUCGUACCAAUUUACAACCUGAACUUGCUCGGGAUAAAACUGCGGAUCAUACACAUCGCAAGGGAGAUAAAUUUUUGACUUGUAUGAAUCAACCUCAAUCAACCAUCAUCGAUAUCCGCCCUCAUCCCUUUUAUUCUGUGCAUAUUAGAACUCCUGAUAAUACAGUCAG
This is a messenger RNA of Scutellospora calospora, 602 nucleotides long. NCBI's taxonomy places the organism in Eukaryota, Fungi, Glomeromycota, Glomeromycetes, Diversisporales, Gigasporaceae. The record is from the annotation of a GenBank genome assembly.